AUGGCUGUUCCCGAUGAGCAGGCCGACUACUGGCCCAAUUCUCCAAGCACAUCAUCAUUCCCACCACCAGGAUUGUCAAUCAACAAACUCGCUGCUCUCUACCCUCGAGAACGACUGCUGGUGCAUCCGCUGCGCUGGAGCGACCGACAAGUCGCCCUGCUCAAUUGUCGUAUACAUUAUCGCGGCGACCGAGAUACAGCUAACCAUGGGAACGCCAAUACGAAUACCGACCCACCGCCUCCAAAAUCCCAGCUCGAGCUUUUUCUCGCCGAUCGUCUCAAGUUCCGACUCACACAUGAGGAGUUCAUUGAAACUACCCAAAGGCUUCUCCCGCCGCUUGGCGGUCAAAUCACGAUUGGUGACCAGCGAAUUGCUAGUCUCAACUUCAACCAACGCCCUUGCGCCGGUGUCGUGUACUCUGGCAUUUCGGUCUCGUUCCAGAGCACCACUCGCAAGACUAUCAUGUUCCCAUGCUUCAACCAUGACGAGACUGCUGUGGAAAGAAGAUGCUUCAUCUCUCCUCCGAGUCAUUCGCGUUACGGCAUGAACCUCCCCGGAAUAUCCCGUCUGCACCGCCAUUUAAACCAUCAUCGCCAGAAGGACCCUUUGAAAGACCCAUUCUUGGUUGCUGUCCUCAUUGCUUUCGCACAAGAAAAGCGGCGUCGUGCACCCAAACCAGAACCUCCCUCUUCUAGCUUCCGGGUGGGGACCGGCCAAAGUCAUUGA
This is a messenger RNA of Chaetomium globosum CBS 148.51, 726 nucleotides long. RefSeq lists its product as uncharacterized. The coding region runs from base 1 to 726 and encodes 241 amino acids. The transcript is spliced from 3 exons. Lineage: Eukaryota; Fungi; Ascomycota; Sordariomycetes; Sordariales; Chaetomiaceae. The record is from RefSeq and is a predicted model, not a curated record.